This is a messenger RNA of Theileria orientalis strain Shintoku, 3855 nucleotides long. Its product is annotated as autoaggregation-mediating protein. NCBI's taxonomy places the organism in Eukaryota, Apicomplexa, Aconoidasida, Piroplasmida, Theileriidae. Gene Ontology annotation, cellular component: nucleolus. Gene Ontology annotation, molecular function: translation release factor activity; ATP binding. Gene Ontology annotation, biological process: translational termination. The record is from RefSeq and is a predicted model, not a curated record.
AUGACUUUGUAUGAAACUAUUGAAUUAUGGAAUAAUAUAAACUCGAAAAGGAAUUAUAAAUCUGAGUUGACUUGUUAUUCUAAAUCGGAACAUUUUAAUGAAUCUAAGGAACAUAAGGAAUUGGAGCUUAAAUCACUGAGAGAAAAACUAUUUGAAAUAUCAGAACCGAAUUGUACAUUAGAAGAAAAGUACAUAAAAGCAAGUGGACCAGGAGGACAGAAGAUAAAUAAAUCGGCAAUUUGUGAUCAGUUAAUAUAUUCAAACCAGUCCGGAAGCAUUAAAAUAGUCAUUAAGUGUAAGAAGCACAGAACACUAAUGUUGAAUAGAAUAGAAGCAACAAAGAUAUUAAUUUCCCGAAUCGAGGAAAUGAAAGAAAAUGAAAUUGCAGAACUGAAGAAGGAAAACUUUAGAGAAGCAAUUAAAAACAGGAAACUGACGGAGAAGGAAAAGAAAAUAAGAAUGAUAUUUAAAAGACAUAGAGCAAUAAAGAAGAAAGCAAGCACGCUGAGGAGCGAGAGCCCAUUGUACAGCAAGUAUAAUGUAAAACUGGAAAAAAGUAAAAAUGCAGUUAGUAGAUUGAAGCCUAAGGCAUGGAAAUUAGGAAAAAAAGGUAGAGUAGGUAAUCGCAGUAAAAAAAUAGAGACCCUGGAAGAGUUGUUUGCAACAGAUAACGAUGUGCAGAGGUUGAUCAAGGAGAAGAACGCAUACGCAAGAUACACAAGUGAGAUGAGGAAUCCAAUAUUGAAGAAAAUAGCACACGAUAAUCAGCUUAAAUCAAGAGAGAAAAUAAAAAAAUUAGCAAAAAGAGCAGAAAGAAAAUCAAUAAAGUAUAUGAAGAAACUACUGAAAAAAGUUAAAUUAAAAGAAGCUAAAUUGCUUGAAAGUAGUAAAAACGCAGUAGAAGUGAGUAAGUGGAAGGAAAAGGAGAAGGAAAACAAAAAUGCUGAUGAAAAAAAUCAUGCCUACGAAAAGUCGGUCAGUAGUGAUAAUGAGAAAGUAAAGGUCUACAGAAGAUCGAAAAUAACAGAAAGGGAACUGAGGUCACUGCCGCUGAAGGCACCAGGGAUAAGAGCACUGGAACCAGAUUCGGCAGAUGUGUCAGUGGAGGAAGUGGAGUCCCUGAUAAAGCUAGGAUACGAUGGAAUCGUGGACAUGAAUUCACUGUUUACGGAAAAAGGUGAAGCUAAUAAGAGUAGUAGAAGCAGGAAAGAAGAUGAGAACAAUGCUGAAUCGAAGGAGCUAGAAGCAGAGGAAAAAAGUGGAACCUCAGAGAAGAUGAUGCACAAAAACAAAGUAUCAUUUGAGUCACUGGGAAUGUACGAUGAGAAGCUGAUCAGGACCCUGAAGAUAAAGGGGAUAAGUAGACCAACUGAAACACAGAGUAGAUUCAUGCCAGAAUUGAAUAAAAUGUUGCAAAAAGAAAAAGGAGAUAAGGGAGUGAAUGUAAAGAGUAGCAUCAUUCACGCCUCAACAGGGUCAGGAAAGACGCUGACAUACAUGUUGCCGAUACUUCAAUCAUGUUAUAACGAAAGCAUACCAAUGUUAACCCAAGGAUCGACCUACAGCUUAAGUAACAACGCAGGAGGCGACGCGUCAGGAUACGAGUCGACGCUGACGUACACAAGAAAGCUGCUGAACCAGGAUAUAUUAGUAAUAUGCCCCUCACUAGAGCUGUGCGUGCAGUCAUGUAACGUAGCAAAGCAAAUAAGUGAAGGAUACGAAUCGAUGGAAAUGAAGACGGAAAUAAAGCCAACACUGUUGAUAGGAAAUGCAAACAUAGCGUACCAGAAAAAAAAUAUUAAGAAGAUAAAUGGAGUGAAACUUGAAGACUAUAAGGAGGCUAAGGAAGUGAUAGAAAAAAAUAUAGAGGAAUAUGCGCUGUCAAGAGGCUCAGCGGAGCCAGAAGGAGAAGUAAAAAGAACAGUGGGAAUGUACUUCGCAACGCCAGGACGCCUGUACUCAAUACUGUAUAAGCACAAGUUGUUGAAUAUUAGUAACUUCAAGUACAUAGUAAUGGACGAGUACGAUAGCUACCUCGAAAAUAGGAACACGAACAGAAAUGAAGAUGGAGAUGUGAGUGGAUCAGAAAGCGUAGACGGCAACAUAAAGAAUAAACAAACGAGGGAGCUGAUAGAAAAUAUGUUCGACAAAUUGAGGAAUCAGAAUAAAUUGGAAGAUAAUGAGUACGAAGAAUAUGGUGAAAAAGAAGAAGAACAUGAGGAAGCUUUCAGAAGCCUGAGGAGGAAGUACGUAGUAUGUGUGUCGGCAUCAGAUAACAUAGAAAUGAUGCCGGAAGAACUAAAAAAGCAAUUUAAGAGUUUAAAAGGAAAGAAAAGGAAGUUGGAAGGAGAAUUGACAGUGGAAUCCAGAGAAAAUGAAAAGGGAGAAGGGAAAAAAGGAAGAAGUGUUGAAAAGUCGUACGAGUUUCCGAAAAAUAUCCUACACACCAUGGCAAUAUACAGUGUGCCGGACGCAAAAUUGUCGUUGCUGAGAAAAAUAUUAAAAUCGGUGCCAUAUAAUAAGUCAGUGUUGAUAUUUUGUGAUUCUAAUGGCACGGCGAGCUUUUUGAACAAAUAUCUGUCAGGAAUAUUCAAGGAUGCGUCAAUAGAGCUGCUGAACAGCGUGCAAAACAGGCUGAGCAGAAAGAAAGCGUUCACAAACAUAAUACAGACGAACAUAGAUAACACGAAUCUGUACAAUAUAAAUAAGAAGACGACGAGGCUGGUGAAGGAUAUACUGAUAUCGACACGACUUAACUCGAGAGGAAUCGAUUUUAGCGGAUACACGCACGUAAUCAACUAUGACUUGCCGCACGGUAAGAUAGGUGGAACUAAAAAUAGUAUUUGCAGACACGGACUCAUACAUACACAAGAGCGGAAGGAUAGGAAGAGCAGGAAACCCAGGAAUUUGCAUAAGCCUAGUGGAGUCGAAGAAUUUCCCAGCCUUCAAAAGAGUAAUCGUCGACCACCUGCCGCUUCAGUUCCACAGAAUAGAAGCGAACAACGGGUUGUUGGUGACGAAAAGGUAGAAGAAAUGGACAUACUGCCGACGAACGUGUCGUCGUUCAGAACGAGUGGGUACUGGAAUCAGUUUUACAGUAACCCGAAGCUGAAGGAAUUUGAAUGGUACCCAGUAGACGCAAGUAAAACGAACGUGUACAUUGAUAUAAGGGAUAUACUGGAGAAAUUUUACAAGUGUAUAGCGGAAAGAGACGUCGGAAGCGGAAUCGAAGAGUUGAAGGAGUCAGUGGUGGUGAACAUAGGAUGCGGGAAUUCGAACCUGUCAGAUGUGCUGCUGGAUGAGGGAUUCAAGAACAUAUACAACCUGGACUUCUCGCAGCAAGUGCUGGAUGAGAUGAAGGAGAAGAGCGGAGACGGAGCAUACUUCGUUAACGUAGACGUGUCGAAGAAGGAGUACGAGGAAUUCGGAGUCCAGUUGAACGAAAAGCACGGAGAAACGCCGAAGAUAAUAGUGGACAAGGCGUUCAUGGACGCAUUUGUAUCAGUAGACGAGAAUGAGUCGAGGGAGCUGAUAAAAACGAGAGCAAAGAUAUAUUUGGAAAACACGUUUAAAAUGAUGAGAGAGAGAGACGUGUUUAUAAUAAUAUCAGUAUCGCAAGACUACGUGGUGGCAGAGCUGAUGAGAAACUUGCUCAUGAAGAAAAUGUACGUGGACGUGUACCCGCUGUACAAGAAGGCUGAGAGGAAGGCGCACAUGAUACAGUUCAUCUACGCAAUAUACAAGUACGAGGAGAAGGGAAGGAGGGUAAGGAAGCAGUGCGUGAUGAAGGACAUGCCGAACAUGCCAAGCGAGGAGUUUGAAAUGGGACAGCUGCUAAGUAGGAAAUACGAGUAA